AUGGAAUGGGUUUUGUGUCUGCCCGCGGGUUCCCCGCGACCGGAGAAUCGGGGACCUGAGUUUGCUGCCCAUGAGGGGCUGCUUUCAGCCAGAGGCUACAGCUGGGGGAGGGGGUGGCAGAUGCCCCGGGAACCUGGGACCAUCUGGAGGAUCGGAUGGAGGAGAUCUCGAUGGGAACUCUGCUCUUGGGCAGGAUCUGGAGCCCCCUUUCCUGCUCCAACUCUACCCCCACUGACCUCGCAGCCCCACUUUCGGUCCAGCCCGACCAUCCUACCCCUUCGGCAGGUUGAUGGUGACGAGUGUGGGCUGUGGAGUCCAGUCGCCUGCAUUAAGAUCCUGGCUCCACUGUCUUCCAGCUGUGUGGCUUUGUGCCAG
This is a messenger RNA of Aethalodelphis obliquidens (Pacific white-sided dolphin), 375 nucleotides long. RefSeq lists its product as uncharacterized. NCBI's taxonomy places the organism in Eukaryota, Metazoa, Chordata, Mammalia, Artiodactyla, Delphinidae. The record is from RefSeq and is a predicted model, not a curated record.